Molecule: messenger RNA, 2109 nt
Organism: Akanthomyces muscarius
Lineage: Eukaryota; Fungi; Ascomycota; Sordariomycetes; Hypocreales; Cordycipitaceae
Exons: 1
Coding region: 1-2109 (702 amino acids)
Biological process (GO): triglyceride catabolic process
Cellular component (GO): cytosol
Molecular function (GO): sterol ester esterase activity; triacylglycerol lipase activity
Source: RefSeq, a predicted model, not a curated record
AUGAUUGACCACGUCCUGGGCCGGCCUUCGACCAAGUCGCGGCGCCUGCAGGUCCUCGCCGUGCUCUCCCUCUGGGGGCUGUACCUGCAAAAGGGCGGCAAACACGGACCCCCCGGCAUCCGACAUGUUUCUCAGUUCUUCAGCAGCCGCCUGACGUCGUGGCAGGUCUUUGUCAUGACCAUGAUCUACAUGUACGCCGCCCGCAACUUUUCCGCCCUCGUCGGCCUCGCCAGCCCCGAGCCCAUGGCCAACAUGUACGACACGACCUACUUCCGCGCCACCUGGGUGCUCACGGCCAUGGACGCCGGCUUCUGGACCGCCAUGAAGAUUCGCGCCAAGUGGGCGCGCGACAUCGCGAGCGUCGUCUUUUCCAUCUUUUACCUGUUUGCGGCGGAGCGCGCCGACGAAAAGGUGCGCAAGGUGAGGGGCAUGAUCACCGUCGAGCACAUGCGCGUGGCGUGGAACAAAGGCACCACGCCCUACUUGCGCGUGCUGCAGAGCUUGAUGCGCCCGCGCUUUACGAAAUGGCCCCCGAGACAGGUCCGCAUCCCGCGACCCGCGAAUAGCGACUACAAGGAGCCCGUAUCGGCGUGGCUGUACUUUGACGGGCCGUUGGCCGACCUGGCCGACCACACCCGCCUGAUUCUAGAUAUCCCCGGUGGCGGCUUCGUGGCCAUGGACCCGCGCUGCAACGACGACAAGCUCUUUGCCUGGGCGACCAAGUCUGGCUUGCCGAUCCUGAGCCUCGACUACAAAAAGGCGCCCGAGUUCCCUUACCCAUAUGCGCUCAACGAAGUGUUCGACGUUUACUCUACGCUGAUCCGGACGCGCGGCAAAUGCAUCGGCAUGUCGGGCGAGCACAUUCCCAAGAUUGUGAUUACGGGCGACAGCGCGGGCGGCAACCUCAGCGUCGCGGCCACGCUCAUGAUCCUCGAGACGGCCAGCACGCCGUUCCGCAAGACGCCCCGCGGCAGCACCCUCCCGCCGCCCGACGGCCUCGUGUGCUUCUACCCGGCGCUGGACAUGAACAUUGGCAACUGGAUGACGGAUGAGCAAAUGUCGCUGAUUCGCGACCGCAAGUUCCGCAAGACGAACCGCGCCAUUGUGCGCAAAAAGAGCCGCCAGUACACCGACGUUGUCGGCACGCCGUACCACUCGGAAGACGAGGACGAGGCGUCGCCCAAGGACAACGCCGUCGACGUGAGCAGUAAUCCCAUGGACCAGCUGAAGGGAUCCCGCCCCGAGUUCUCGCACAGCGGCCCGCAGACGCUCAGCGCCCCGACGUCGCCGGCGGCCACGACGGCGACCGUCUCGCACCACCCAGAACCCAUGAAGACGCGCCUCGCCACGUCGUCGAUGAUUUCCUACGUCAACGACCGCGUGCUCACGCCCGAGAUGAUGCGCGCCAUGAUCAUCCUCUACAUUGGCGAGCACAACCGGCCCGACUUUUCGCAGGACUACAUGCUGAGCCCCGUGCUCGCCCCCGAGUACCUCCUCGCCAAGUUCCCCAAGACAUACUUUAUGACGGGCGAGCGCGACCCCCUCGUCGACGAUACCGUCAUCUUUGCGGGCCGCUUACGCCGCGCCAAGGAGACGACGCGGUCCGGCCUCUUCUCCGAAGAAGAGCUCGACGCGCAGGCCGACACCUCGCCCGAAGUGGUGCUCAUCCCCGGCGCCUCGCACGGCUUCAUGCAGUUUCCGGGCAUCUACCCGCCGUCGUGGCGGCACUUUGAGCGCAGCGCCGAGUGGUUCGACCAGCUGUUUGUCGAGGCCGAGGAGGCGCGGCAGUCGCACGUGCGGACACGACGGGUAUCGCGCAACGAGGAGGCAAGUCGCAGAAAAGCGGCGGCCGCGGAGUCGAGUGGCGACGAGGACAGGCCGUUGGAGAUUAGCAUGACGAAGCUGACGAGAGGACGGAGCGCGACGGCGGAUAAGAAGGAGGGAGCGGAAGAGCAGGAAGAUGCGGAGGCGGAAGAGACUGAGGAGAAGCCGAAGCGCAAGAUUAAGCAGAACAAGAGCCUGCUGAAGCUCAAGAGCACGGAUGACCUGCUGGGACGGCGCAUGGCGGGCGUGGCGAGCGGGUUGACGGGCACGGGCGAGGAGGAUUGA